Messenger RNA from Anolis sagrei ordinatus, 2268 nucleotides. The record is from RefSeq and is a predicted model, not a curated record. Lineage: Eukaryota; Metazoa; Chordata; Lepidosauria; Squamata; Anolidae.
UCCGUCCGGCUCUUCUACAAGAAGUGUCCCUCGGUGACGGUCAACUUCACCCUCUUCCAAGAGACGGUGCCCCGGGAGCUGGUCAUGCCGGUCAGCGGUCAGUGCGUGGCCCACGCCGUCAAGGUCAGCGCUCGGCCCCUCAGCAUGUACUGCCGGGAGGACGGGCAGUGGGCCGAGCAGACCAUCACCGACUGCACCUGCGGGCCGGGAUACGAGCCCUCCGAGGAGAACACCAAGUGCCGCGCCUGUCCGCCAGGGAUGUUCAAGCCCACUCAGGGUGAGGGGCCCUGCCAGCCCUGCCCCUCCUACAGCAACUCCCAGGCUCCGGGUUCCAGCGAGUGCGCCUGCCGGGUGGGCUUCUUCCGGACGGAGAAGGACCCCGUGACCAAACCCUGCACCACCACGCCGUCCGCGCCUCGCAGCAUUGUGGUCAAGAUCAACGGCUCGGUGGCCGUCCUGGAGUGGAGCGAGCCACUGGAGAACGGCGGGAGGGACGACGUGGCCUACCACGUCCUCUGCACCGAGUGCCCUGAGCACCAGAGCUGCCGGCCGUGCUCCCGCCUGGUCUUUGCCCCCCGGGCGCGGGGCCUGGUGGAGCGGACGGUCACCGUGGAGGGGCUCCAGCCCUACAUCACCUACACCUUCCAGAUCCAGGCCGUCAACGGCGUCUCGGACCUCAGCCACAACCCGCCUCACUCCGACUCCAUCAACACCUCCCCCAACAAAGACGUUCCGCAGCCGGUUUCUGAGAUUGAGCAAACGUCCAUCAGUCCCAACGGGGUGACCUUGGCCUGGCCACCUGUCCAGCCGCCCACCGGGAGCAUCUUGGACUACGAGGUCAAGUACUACGAGAAGGGCGUCGGGGGCCCCAUGUUUGUCAAGACGUCCAAGAGCCGCGUGACCCUGACCGGCCUUCGCCAAGGGGCAACGUAUGGCGUCCAGGUCCGAGCGCGAUCCGAGGCUGGCUAUGGCGGAUUUGGGCCGGAAAGUGCCUUCCAGACACAAGGCGAUGAGCUGGGCGGAGGCACGGAGAAGCUGGCCCUCAUCGUGGGAACAGCCGCCCUGGGGGCCCUCCUGGUCCUGGCCGUGGUCAUCGUCGCCGUCGUCUGCCUCCGGCGUCAAGGUUCCUCCAGGUCACGAGAGGCGGAAUAUGCGGACAAGCCAGGACAGUACCUGAUUGGGCACGGCACCAAAGUCUACAUCGACCCCUUCACUUAUGAGGAUCCCAACGAAGCCGUGCGCGAGUUUGCCAAGGAGAUUGAUGUCUCGUAUGUCAAAAUCGAGGAGGUCAUUGGGGCAGGGGAGUUUGGGGAGGUGUGUCGCGGGCUCCUGAAGGUCCCUGGCAAGAAGGAGAUCUACGUGGCCAUCAAGACGCUGAAGGGGGGCUACACGGAGAAGCAGCGGCGGGAGUUCCUGAGCGAGGCCAGCAUCAUGGGGCAGUUCGAGCACCCCAACAUCAUCCGCCUGGACGGCGUCAUCACCAGCAGCGUCCCUGUCAUGAUCGUCACCGAGUUCAUGGAGAACGGGGCCCUCGACUCCUUCCUGCGGCUGAACGACGGCCAGUUCACCCCCAUCCAGCUGGUGGGCAUGCUGCGGGGGAUCGCCUCCGGGAUGCGCUACCUCUCGGACAUGAGCUACGUCCACCGGGACCUGGCCGCCCGCAACAUCCUGGUCAACAGCAACCUGGUCUGCAAAGUCUCUGACUUCGGUCUGUCCCGUUUCCUGGAGGAGAACUCCUCGGACCCCACCUACACCAGCUCCCUGGGAGGGAAGAUCCCAAUCCGGUGGACGGCGCCCGAAGCCAUCGCCUUCCGCAAGUUCACCUCCGCCAGUGACGUCUGGAGCUACGGCAUCGUCAUGUGGGAAGUCAUGUCCUUCGGGGAACGGCCAUAUUGGGACAUGUCCAACCAGGAUGUGAUCAAUGCCAUUGAGCAGGACUAUCGCCUGCCGCCGCCCACGGACUGCCCUACCUCGCUGCACCAGCUGAUGCUGGACUGCUGGCAGAAGGACCGCAACGCCCGGCCCAGGUUCGCCCAGAUCGUCAACUCCCUGGACAAGCUCAUCCGCAACCCGGCCAGCCUCAAGAUCGUCUCACGGGGCAACGGAGGGCCGUCCCACCCUCUCCUGGACCAGCGCCUGCCCCACUAUUCCUCCUUCGGCUCCGUCGGGGACUGGCUCCGCGCCAUCAAGAUGGGACGCUACGAAGAGAGCUUCGCCAACGCCGGCUUCACCUCCUUCGAACUGGUCAGCCAGAUGUCCACCGAGUGA